This is a messenger RNA of Ixodes scapularis (black-legged tick), 1538 nucleotides long. RefSeq names its product programmed cell death protein 7. NCBI's taxonomy places the organism in Eukaryota, Metazoa, Arthropoda, Arachnida, Ixodida, Ixodidae. The record is from RefSeq and is a predicted model, not a curated record. Bases 48 to 1457 code for a protein of 469 amino acids. The transcript is spliced from 9 exons.
GAUUCCUGCAUGUGCGAAGUGCGCGUUUACAGCGAAAGAUUGCGGCCAUGUCAUUCUCUUGGAAUGCCUACCAGCAGCGGCAGCCGAUCCCCGGGCAAAGCUUGCUCAACCCGCUGAACGCUCCCCCUCCGAACACGGCCCAGUGUUACCAGCAAUGGUCCCCGAACUUGCAGAUGCAGUACCCACCUUUCAACUGCACCGUCCCACCACCUUUCCCACAGCAACCUUUGUAUGCACCUCCAACCAACUACCAAGCGCCAUCGCCGCAGUUACCGACGACUCCACAGCCGCCGUUUGCGUACAACCCGAGUGCGCAACAGAUGCCUUCUCAGCCUUGGCACCCGAGACCGCCGAUGGAACCCUGGGUCAAGAAUCGGCGGGACACCGAGCCGCCACCUCCGGAUUUAAAUGUGGCUCGAGUCAAGUCGGAGCCAAAGGGGGAUGCACUGCUAAGUGAAUUACCCGAGUGGUUGCGAGCGAAAGUCUGCGCUUACGACGCACAGAAGCGAGUUCAGAAGAUCAAAACUGAAUCGGCCCCGACUUCCUCUCCGUCCGACACAUUAAAAGAAGCCGUCCUGGCGUUGGAGGUGCUGAAAGGACUUCAGUCGGCUGCCGAGAGCUCUGUACGAGACGGGAGCGAAGAGCAAUGGACGGAACUGAUGCAUCGGGUCAAAGUGUGCAAGGCCAAACUAAGGACCUACUGUGAAGAGCUGUCCAAGGACGAGGUUCUGGCCAAUCUUCGUGUUCGGAGCGAGCGGCGGCGGAAGAAGAGGGAGCGACUUAGAAGGCUGCGGCAAGAGCGCAAGGAUGAGGCGGAAGACCGCGCCAAACGUGCGGCUCUUACCGAGGCACGGAUCAACGCGCAUCGUCAACGGAUCCUCGACAAGGUCAACCAGGAACGGCAGGAAGAGAACAUGAAGGAAGAGGCAGACUCCAUCCUGAGCGAGAUCCGAUUCAAGAUCAACCGCACACGAGAGUACCUGGAGAAGAUCCGUGCGAUGGAACAGCUGCGCGCGGCUCGGAAGCUCUCCUAUCAGCAGAAGGGUCUUUACGUGGCACCAGAAGCAGAUGCCACCUUCGAGACUGAGACGGCAUCAGUGCGCUCCCUCCUGGAAGGGGAGCUGUCCAACUACCUGAAAGAAGAAACUGCGCUCAAGGUCAUGCUCGAGACCGAACAGAAGGAGCAGUACGAGACCAAGAAACUGGCCGUCAGGCAGGCGGCAGUCAUCGAGAACCUCUUUGGCAAUGCCGCUGUGGAGCCGGCGCUGUAUCCCUGUUGGCAGCUCUACACCUCAGCAUCUGAGAACCUCGAGUCGCUUGUGAGGGUCAGGGACUCGUGGGACCGGUACCUGGUGCCGCCGGAUCACCCGGGGGGCUCUUCCGUGCCCCUCCAGUGGAUACAGCCGGAGGCGCCGUCUUCCCACCUCUGGGCACAGUUCUGCACGUCCCUCGCUUAGGAGCGUGCACCCCUGGCAAAUAAAGCCCCGCUCCCCAAGCGUGCUCGUUUUUUGGAGCACACUGUCGGAAGUGGCUUUGAU